Trichoderma virens Gv29-8 is the source of this 1890-nucleotide messenger RNA. RefSeq lists its product as uncharacterized. Gene Ontology annotation, molecular function: DNA binding; DNA-binding transcription factor activity, RNA polymerase II-specific; zinc ion binding. The record is from RefSeq and is a predicted model, not a curated record. Gene Ontology annotation, biological process: regulation of DNA-templated transcription; DNA-templated transcription. The transcript has 7 exons. NCBI's taxonomy places the organism in Eukaryota, Fungi, Ascomycota, Sordariomycetes, Hypocreales, Hypocreaceae. The coding region runs from base 1 to 1890 and encodes 629 amino acids.
AUGUCGACUCGCCGCUAUCGUUCGGCUAUUGCUUGUCAAACCUGCCGGGUGCGCAAGGUUCGAUGUAGCGUGUCUAUGACCGGGGUGCCGUGUAUUAGCUGCGAGCAGGACCAAACGGAAUGCAUCUUAAAGCCAAGACAGGGCAAACGUCCGGGGGGCGACGUUGCGCCACUACAAGAUACACAAGCACCAUUAGACACGCCUGAUACUAAAGUUUCAGCCGCAUCCAGUGAACCAAGUGCUGCUGAAGAAGAACAGCUCGGUGUCGAAAUGGUAGAAGUGGCCUUGGGACAUCCACGAAGAGAGUGCCAAGUCCCAUACUACAUCGGUGAGCAGACUGGGGGGCCUACCUCUACUAUGCAUAUAUGCACAACGGAUCACCUCAUACCAAAACAUCUCCUCAUGCCAGCAGCAAAGCAAACCAUCUUAACCGAAGAUGAAAAAACCUUUCUCCGCCGCAAAGGCGUCUAUUCAUUUUUAUCAGAAACAGCAAGUGAUAGUCUGAUUCGGGCAUAUUUUCACAAUGUCCACCCAAUCAUGCCCAUCUUGGAAGCGGACAAGCUCCUGGAAUAUCACCGCUCUAAACGACUUCAGGAUUAUAACCUUAUACUUCUAUGGGGUCUUUAUACUAUCUCUUCCAAUUACAUACCCGCAGAGAUAUACGAGAAUGAGGGCUUUGCAUCUCGGAAAGCUUUCAAGGCUGAGAUGUUUGCUCGUGCAGUUAAGAAUAACCUUGUUCUUCUACAAGGAGCGCUGCUACUAGGUUUCUGGAAUUCGGACAUAGAAGAUCAUAUGCAACCAUGGCAGUGGAGUGGCCGAGCUAUCAACUUAUGCCAUGUUCUCGGCCUUCACCGCGAUAUUGACGCUAUCGGAUACAACACAUCCAUAACCGAACGGCAGCGCUCCCUAUUUCGCAGACUGUGGUGGACAUGCUUCUGGCGAGACCGUUGGCUUUCUGUGUCCCUUGGAAGGCCCCUACGAAUAAAUCUUGAUGAAUCUGACACUCCUGAUCCGUUGGUCUCGGACAUUGCUGUGGACCUGGAAGGUAUACCAGAGUCUGUGACUUCGGCUUAUUUUCCGAGGGACCUGCCGCGAUUGGCAGAAUACUGGAUUCAGCUGAUACAAAUGACGAAAUUGCUGGGCAAGACUCUCAUGACAUGCUACCAGCUGCGACGACCAAAACCAACAAUCAACCAGAUUGAUACCCUCGAGGCGGAGUUGAUGCGCUUUAAUAUGCCGGAACACCCAGACCCUAGUCUGUCUCGGCUGGCAACCUUUUAUUACUACCAUUUGCAGCUUCACUAUCAAGCCAUCUUGGUCACAUUUUACCGACCUUGUAGUGUAGAGGCUCCUUCAGAUCUUCCUUCAUACCGCCAGAGAGAAUGGCAGCAGGAAAUGCAAGGGAAAGCAAUGUCCGCUGCAUCAAAGACUUGUAACAUUGUCUAUUCUCUCGCCCAGGGCAACUUCUUUUCUUAUGCUGGGCCAAUGACACCUACUCUUUUGGUCCCGGCAAUGCAAGUCUACCUCCUCAAUUGCAAAUUCGGCGACGCUCUUUCAAGAAGGCUCGGCUUAAACAUGCUGAACAUGUGCAUGAUGAUCUUGGAAGAGCUGCAAAAGACCUAUUCAGUCGCUUCCGUGUGCCGAGGUAUAUUCGGCAAGGCUAUACAGCAGCUCUUCCCUGACGACGCCGCCAGCAUUUCUUUGAACCAUUCUCUUACCGAGCAAACCGUAACGCCGGUGGCGGAGCUAAUGCCCCCUCCGACAUCUAUCCCGGAUACUGCUCUUCAGCUGGAGCUUUUCGGUGCCAAUGCCACCAAGGCAGAUUUUAUUGAUGCUCUUACAGCUGAGGCAUCCAUUUUCAGCUUUGUCGAUAUGUUGAAUUUCACAUGA